AUGGAUUCCAGGCGCCACGGCGCACCGGUGAUGCCCACACCGGACCCGACCGGCCGUGCACCCUGGAACAUCAGCUCCAUCAACCCGCAGAGGCUCGUGGAGGUGUCUCCUGUAGCUCCAGCUGGCGCCAUCGUCCCAGCUCAUCCGUUCCCAACAGUGAACGUCCCGGACCACGCCCACUACAUCAUCGGCGUCGUCAUCCUCGCUGUGGGCAUCACAGGCAUGCUGGGAAACUUCCUGGUCAUAUACGCUUUCUGCAGGAGUCGGGGCCUUCGGACACCAUCAAACAUCUUCAUCAUUAAUCUGGCGGUGACAGACUUCCUCAUGUGUCUCACCCAGACGCCCAUCUUCUUCAUCACCAGCAUGCACAAACAGUGGAUAUUUGGAAAGAAAGGAUGUGAACUGUACGCCUUCUGUGGAGCGCUGUUUGGGAUCUGCAGCAUGAUGACGCUGAUGGUGAUUGCAGUGGACCGAUACGUGGUCAUCACCAGGCCUCUGGCCUCUCUCGGGGCCAUGUCUCACAGAAAAGCUCUCGGCUUCGUGUCUGCAGCCUGGCUCUACUCCGCAGGUUGGAGCCUCCCGCCCUUCUUUGGAUGGAGUGCCUACGUCCCCGAGGGUCUGAUGACGUCGUGUUCUUGGGACUAUAUGACGUUCACCCCUUCGGUUCGCUCCUACACCAUGCUGCUCUUCACCUUCGUUUUCUUCAUUCCUCUCUCUAUCAUCAUCUUCUGCUACUGCUGCAUCUUCAGAGCCAUCCAACGUACGACACGGGCGAUAACAAAGAUCAACUGUAAGGGGACCAAAGAGUCGGCAAAGAAGUUCCAUAAAAUGAGGAGUGAAUGGAAGAUGGCUAAAAUCGCCUUCAUCGUCAUCCUGCUGUUUGUCAUCUCCUGGGCGCCGUACUCCUGCACAGCCCUUACUGCGUUCGCAGGGUAUGCCGACCUGCUGACUCCGUACAUGAACUCUGUUCCUGCUGUGAUCGCCAAAGCCUCAGCCAUCCACAACCCCAUCAUAUACGCCAUAACCCACCCGAAAUACAGAUCAGCGAUCAGCAGAUACGUUCCAUAUCUUGGCAUGUUGCUCUGCAUCACUGGCAGAGACCGCUACAGCCGCAGCAGCCUCCAGUCCACGCACCGAUCGACACUGACCAGCCAUUCGGAGUUCAAAGGCCCCGGCAAGCACCACAACUCCUCCCAGUCCGAGAGCGAAUCAGCACGCUUCUCGGACACAGAGGAGGACUGCUCGUCCCGGACUCCCGUCAGUCACCACUUGCCCGUCGACGUCAAACAGGUGCGCCGUGCCAGCCAGAGGUCAAAGGUGAGUGGUCACGGCGGAGGAGAGUUUGAAAGAGCUGCUGCCCUGAACCCCACCGACCCGGCAGUUUGUCACCUUUCACAGCUCACUACUCUGACUGAGCCUGAAGACAUCUGCAUGCUGGACAUCAGUCAGCAGCCGACCGGACACCUCCCUGCUGCUCUGGAUGACGUGACGAGGGAGUCGGGGACGAGGCCGGUGUCCAAGACCACGUCGUCCGUCAUCGUCACCUCCAUAUCAAGCCCGUCCAUACUGAAUAGUCCCCCUGGUUUCCACGGCAACCUCAAAGUGGCCAAAACUUACACUCCCAUCUGUAAAGAGCUGCUCGACAUUGCCAGGCUGGAGACUUGA
Molecule: messenger RNA, 1665 nt
Organism: Nematolebias whitei (Rio pearlfish)
Lineage: Eukaryota; Metazoa; Chordata; Actinopteri; Cyprinodontiformes; Rivulidae
Gene: opn4b
Product: opsin 4b
Exons: 11
Coding region: 1-1665 (554 amino acids)
Biological process (GO): visual perception; G protein-coupled receptor signaling pathway
Cellular component (GO): membrane
Molecular function (GO): G protein-coupled receptor activity
Source: RefSeq, a predicted model, not a curated record